Messenger RNA from Mus pahari (shrew mouse), 681 nucleotides. Its product is annotated as phosphatidylinositol 3,4,5-trisphosphate-dependent Rac exchanger 1 protein-like. Gene Ontology annotation, molecular function: guanyl-nucleotide exchange factor activity. Bases 91 to 681 code for a protein of 196 amino acids. NCBI's taxonomy places the organism in Eukaryota, Metazoa, Chordata, Mammalia, Rodentia, Muridae. The transcript has 5 exons. The record is from RefSeq and is a predicted model, not a curated record.
CCCGCUGAGCGGCGCCUGUCCGGGAUGCGGAGCCCGGACGCCUGAGCCGCGGCGCGACCUCGGCGCGGGAAGUUCGGGCGCCGCGCGGCGAUGGAGGCACCCGGCAGCGGUAGUGGUGACGGCGGCGGGGACCCAGGCGGGGACGGUGCGCAUCCCGAUGCUCGCGGCCCCGGCUCCGGGCCGUGCGCGGCCGCCCGCGACUCGGAGCGCCAGCUGCGCCUCCGUCUGUGCGUACUCAACGAGAUCCUGGGCACCGAGCGCGACUACGUGGGCACCUUGCGUUUCCUGCAGUCGGCCUUCCUACAGCGGAUCCGGCAGAAUGUGGCCGACUCUGUGGAGAAGGGUCUCACAGAAGAGAAUGUCAAGGUCCUCUUCUCUAACAUUGAGGACAUCUUGGACGUCCAUAAGGAUUUUUUGGCCGCCCUGGAGUACUGCUUACACCCCGAGCCUCAGUCACAGCACGAACUUGGGAACGUUUUCUUGAAAUUUAAGGACAAGUUCUGUGUGUACGAGGAGUACUGCAGCAACCACGAGAAGGCCCUGCGCCUGUUGGUGGAGCUCAACAAGGUCCCUGCUGUGCGAGCCUUCCUCCUGCCUCCUGCCAAGCAUCCCCAGGCCUUUGAUGCUAGCGUCACACGGGAUUCCCUCUCUGGCGCGUUCAUAUGCCUCCGGGGCCAGUGA